This is a messenger RNA of Ipomoea nil (Japanese morning glory), 3241 nucleotides long. Its product is annotated as zinc phosphodiesterase ELAC protein 2-like. Gene Ontology annotation, cellular component: mitochondrion. Gene Ontology annotation, biological process: mitochondrial tRNA 3'-end processing. Bases 108 to 3083 code for a protein of 991 amino acids. Lineage: Eukaryota; Viridiplantae; Streptophyta; Magnoliopsida; Solanales; Convolvulaceae. Gene Ontology annotation, molecular function: 3'-tRNA processing endoribonuclease activity. The transcript has 12 exons. The record is from RefSeq and is a predicted model, not a curated record.
UUACAGAAUUGCAAUGCCCCUAACCCUGACAUGGGCCGAUGAAGUCAAGCUAAAACCCUCGCUCGAAGGCGAGAGGAGUGGGGGCUCAAAUUACAAAAAGGCGCAAAAUGCACGAAAUCACUAGUCUUCGCCUCUUCUUCUCUACCGCCAACCAUCACCUUCUCUCCGCUUCGCCCUCGCUCUCUCGUCUCUUCAGGCUCAGACCUCCAAAAACCUCCCUUAAACCCCCUCCUCUCUUCGCUUCAUUCUCUUCAUAUUCACUUAAACAAAGGUACGGCAACAGCAAGAACAAUCCCAAUUCAUUGAGCAGUGGCCGUAGGCAUAGCAGUUCCAAGGUUGAAAAAAUGGAAGGCGGCAGUAACAGUGGGUCGGAGCAUAUUGGGUUCAAUAAACGAAGGGCGGAAGGUAAAGAUGGUAGUGAUAAGCCAAAAAAGAAUCUUCAGCGCAAAGUCCGCAAACUUGAUCCUGCAAAUACAAUUUCUUAUGUUCAGAUUCUUGGGACUGGUAUGGACACGCAAGAUACAUCACCAUCGGUCCUCCUAUUCUUUGAUAAGCAGAGAUUUAUAUUUAAUGCUGGAGAAGGAUUGCAACGAUUUUGUACAGAGCAUAAAAUUAAGUUGUCCAAGAUUGAUCACAUAUUUCUCUCGCGUGUAUGCUCAGAAACUGCUGGUGGACUUCCAGGCCUUUUAUUAACUCUAGCAGGCAUAGGAGAAGAAGGUUUGUCUGUCAAUGUUUGGGGUCCUUCAGAUCUUAAAUAUCUUGUUGAGGCCAUGAAAUCAUUUAUCCCAAAUGCUGCAAUGGUCCAUACAAAAAGCUUUGGGCCGCUACCUGGUGAUAAUGCCACUAUACCUGCACCAGAGAAGUUUGACAAUCCCAUCGUUCAUAUUGACAACGAAGUUGUUAAAAUAUCAUCUGUUCUGUUGCGACCCAGACACUCAAAAGGGUCCUUGGAGGUUAAUGCUUUAACAGCUAGUGUUGAGGAGAGAACAAAGGUUUUUUCAGAACCCAGUAUUAGUUCAAGAACUGAGCUUUCUUUGAAGCCUGGUGAUCUUUCUGUUGUUUAUGUAUGUGAAUUGCCAGAAAUUAAGGGGAAAUUUGACCCCAAAAAGGCUGCUGAUCUUGGAUUGAGUCCUGGACCAAAAUAUCGUGAAUUGCAACAUGGAAAAUCAGUGUUGUCAGAUACACAAGACAAAAUGAUUCACCCAAGUGAUGUUCUGGGCCCUUCUAUUCCUGGUCCUAUUGUGUUCCUUGUUGACUGCCCAACCAUGUCUCAUUUAGAGGAGUUGUUUGCUUUGGAAUCUCUUGCCCCAUAUUAUUCAAAUAUAUCAUCAAAUGCUUCUGAAAACUGUAAACUUGUAAAUUGUGUAAUUCACCUUAGUCCUUCAACAGUAACAAAUACAGCCAUGUAUCAGCAGUGGAUGUCAAGAUUUGGUGGGGCUCAGCAUAUCAUGGCUGGGCAUGAGCUGAAGAAUAUUGAGAUUCCAAUUCUAAGAUCUAGUGCAAGAGCUGCAACUCGACUCAAUUACUUGUGUCCACAGUUAUUUCCUGCCCCUGGUUUUUGGUCUCUUCAACAGAUGAAAAAGUUGCCAUCAGCCUCAGAGUUUGCAAGCGAGGGAUCUCUGCCACAGAUUUUUGGAGGCAUUUCUGCUGAGAAUCUCCUCAAGUUCCAUCUUCGACCAUACGCACAGCUUGGACUAGACAAAUCUUGUACUCCAAAUAUGAUGUCUUCCCCAGAAAUAAUCAGUGAUUUAAUCUCAGGAAUUCCAGAGAUUGAAGAUGCUUCUCAACGCAUUACCCAGUUGUGGCACGGGAAUGGAGAAACCAAUGGGACAUAUGUGCGAGAUACAGAACUUAUGUAUGAAGAGCCAUGGUUGCAUGAAAAUGGACUACCUAGUUGUUUGGAAGGCAUAACAAGAGAUGAUAUGGAGAUUGUUCUUCUUGGGACUGGGUCAUCCCAGCCUUCAAAAUAUCGGAAUGUUAGUUCUAUCUUCAUUAAUCUAUUCUCAAAGGGAAGUAUUCUCUUAGAUUGUGGUGAAGGGACACUGGGACAGCUUAAAAGAAGGUUUGGCAUUGAAGGUGCUGACGAAGCUGUUAGAGGUUUGAGGUGUAUCUGGAUUUCUCAUAUACAUGCUGAUCAUCAUACUGGUCUUGCAAGAAUACUUGCGCUUAGACGUGAAUUACUCAAAGAUGUGGCUCAUGAGCCUUUGAUUGUUGUUGGCCCUAGACAGCUUAAGAGAUAUCUUGAUGCGUAUCAACGACUUGAGGAUCUAGAUAUGCAAUUCCUUGAUUGUAGGAAUACCACAGAAUCUUCAUUGAAGGCUUUUGAGUCACAUGAAGACAACGAUGUGGAAAGAGGGAAAGCACCUGGGCUAAAGGACCAACAGACUGAUUCUAGUCUAUUUGUGAAAGGGGAUCGCAUGCAGAGCUAUUGGAAGAGGCCAGGCAGUCCAGUUGACUCAUCUGUGUUCUUCCCAAUUUUGAAGAACCUGAAGGGUGUAUUAAACGAAGCAGGAUUAGAAGCAUUGAUAAGUUUCCCUGUUAUUCAUUGUCCACAAGCUUAUGGAGUAGCACUAAAAGCUGCUGAUAGAACUAAUAGUGCUGGGAAAAGGAUACCGGGAUGGAAGAUUGUUUACUCUGGUGAUACUAGGCCCUGUCCAGAUCUGGUUGAAGCUUCUCGUGGAGCAACAGUUCUCAUACACGAGGCUACAUUUGAAGAUGGCAUGGUGGACGAGGCAAUAGCAAGAAAUCACAGCACAACAAAGGAAGCUAUUGAAGUGGGGGAUAGCGCUGGAGCAUAUCGUAUCAUCCUUACUCACUUCAGCCAAAGAUACCCUAAAAUCCCAGUUUUUGAUGAAUCCCACAUGCACAAAACCUGCAUUGCUUUUGAUAUGAUGAGUAUAAAUGCAGCAGAUCUGCCUAUGCUUCCAAGAGUCCUUCCAUACCUUAAGCUCCUAUUUCGUGAUGACCUCGCGGUUGACGAAUCCUUUGAUGCAAAUGUUACAACUGCUAUUCGUGAUGAGCUCAUGGUUGAUGAAUCUGAUGAUGCGGCAGCAGCAGCAGAUGUUACAACUGUUCUUGCUUGAAAAACACAUACUACUAUAAAUGUAUUAAUUAUUAUUUUUAACUUGAAGAAAACAAAAUUUUGUUGAAAUUCCAUUUAGUCAGGUUUGUGAGCAAAGCAGUCUUCAUGUCUUAAUGUCUUAAAUGCAAAUUGCAAAAAAUGUGAAAAUCUGGAUGGAAA